Schizosaccharomyces octosporus yFS286 is the source of this 441-nucleotide messenger RNA. RefSeq names its product 60S ribosomal protein L37. The coding region runs from base 63 to 335 and encodes 90 amino acids. The transcript is spliced from 2 exons. Gene Ontology annotation, biological process: translation. NCBI's taxonomy places the organism in Eukaryota, Fungi, Ascomycota, Schizosaccharomycetes, Schizosaccharomycetales, Schizosaccharomycetaceae. Gene Ontology annotation, molecular function: structural constituent of ribosome; RNA binding. Gene Ontology annotation, cellular component: ribosome; cytosolic large ribosomal subunit. The record is from RefSeq and is a predicted model, not a curated record.
UUUUUUUAGGUCGAAACAUACGCUUGAGCAAAAACAAACAUUUUCAAGAAGCAGCAGCAAAAAUGACUAAGGGUACAACUUCUAUGGGUAAGAGAGGCAACAAGUCUCAUACCCUCUGCCGUCGUUGCGGAAAGCGCUCUUUCCACAAGCAAAAGAGCACUUGUGCUUCCUGCGGUUAUCCUUCCGCCAAGACCCGUAGCUUCAACUGGGGUGCCAAGGCUAAGAGAAGAAAGACCACCGGUACCGGCCGCAUGCAACAUAUGAAGUUGGUUCACCGUAGCUUCUUGAAUGGUUUCCAAACUGGUACCAAGCGUGCUGCUGUUAGCUCUGCAUAGAUGGACCCAAUAAAAAUAUCUUAUGCCUAUACUACAAAUGAAGUAAAAAGUUGUUAGGAGCAACGUAUUUGUUCCUGGCACAAUUGUUAAUGUAGCAUCGUUGUCU